Exophiala viscosa is the source of this 1257-nucleotide messenger RNA. RefSeq lists its product as uncharacterized. The record is from RefSeq and is a predicted model, not a curated record. The coding region runs from base 145 to 954 and encodes 269 amino acids. The transcript is spliced from 3 exons. NCBI's taxonomy places the organism in Eukaryota, Fungi, Ascomycota, Eurotiomycetes, Chaetothyriales, Herpotrichiellaceae.
GCAAUGACUCGAAGUGGCGACGAUUCGGGGCGCAGUGAGGCUGCAGGAAACUGGGCAACAGGUCCAUUGCGAGACAUUGUCAAGCUGACCGCAUAAAAUAUUCGGUAUUCUUGAAAGUCAUGGAUUCCGUUGUUUUGGACGGCAAUGCGAAUGGCCAUCAUCAUUCAUCCUUUGUCUAUCCUCAUUUCACCCAGAUGGCAGUUUCUUCAUCGCGGGUUUCUGUGCCUGCCGCAGGUCCUCGAUCAUUCAAAACAAAUGUACCUGAUACCAGUUCGAUUGCGCAAAAUGGGAAGAAAAGAACAUGGAAAUGCUGCCAACCGGAAGAAACGGGAACACCAGCCCCGAGUCUUUACAGUAGGGGCCAGGACCUCUUUCUUAGUCAUUAUUCCAAGACUUGGCUCUAGGGUUCGAAGAGCCCGGAAAGGAAGUGUCUCUUUUUGUACUUGUUUACCCACCAAGUCAGCCAUCAGGUCACACAAUCAAGUCGACACUUUUUCCUUUCGUUUCUCAUGUGCAACACUACUCAACCUCCGAGAUAGACCACCCGCCCAAUCCCUGUCCAGCGCAAAUCGUCGAUUAACCCUUGCCCGGCUACCUACAGCACCGCACAAAGACCAAACUUGGGGCAUCGUCCAUCAGCCGUUGUUCCUGAAGAGGCUCCGACAACCCGCUCCUACCCUAUUCCUUCACUACUCGUCUGAUUGGCACCAUUGCGAUUUGACUUCCAGUAUUUCGCAUUUCAGCUCGAACUCAGCCACCUUCCAAGCACGACCUUGCUUACCUACUCUGUCGCAACAAGGCCAUCAACAUCUUCACCUUUGGACAGAAUCAGGGCGCCUUUAUUAUCCACAGACGACACAUAGAUUAUCCACCUUAGUUUACGAACACGAGGGUCCCUCAACACCAACGCAAGCACAGCCAUCGCAUCCGUUCCGCUCCCGGAUCGAUUCAUAGCUCUGCCGACAGAAAGCUGCGACGUUCCUGUUGCACAAGCGACCCUACCACGAUCAGCAAUCUUGUCCCGCUCUCAAAUAUUGUGUUGCGCACGUCCCUCGUCGUCAUAUCUCCGGAGCAUCCCUCUGCACCAAAGUUGACCUCUACACACUUUUACACGGUCUCAUGGCUGGUCUCAUGAUACAAUUCUAGCUGGCUUCUUGCCCAACCCUGUCUUUGCGCAAUCCUGCCUUUUACAAAUUUAUUGGGUUGGACCACGUCAACUUCCUUGCGGUAUCCAGCUUCACCGGCUCGUUCUGUUGC